Cokeromyces recurvatus is the source of this 1915-nucleotide messenger RNA. RefSeq names its product NADPH:adrenodoxin oxidoreductase. Gene Ontology annotation, cellular component: mitochondrion. The record is from RefSeq and is a predicted model, not a curated record. Lineage: Eukaryota; Fungi; Mucoromycota; Mucoromycetes; Mucorales; Mucoraceae. The coding region runs from base 73 to 1488 and encodes 471 amino acids. The transcript has 3 exons. Gene Ontology annotation, biological process: ubiquinone biosynthetic process.
AAAAAAAAAAAAAAAAAACUGGUUCAGAUUCUUCUUUUUGGCUAUUCAUUCAUUUCUUCAGUUAUAGUUUACAUGUUUAGCAUUUCUAGGGCAUUUUCUACAGCUGUUAGUGGACCAUUCAAAUUGGCCAUUGUUGGAAGUGGUCCUGCUGGUUUUUAUACUGCUCAUCGAUUACUAAAAGAAUGGCCAAAUACACAAAUUGACAUGUUUGACAUUUUACCUGUACCUCAUGGCUUAGUAAGAUUCGGUGUUGCCCCUGAUCAUCCUGAAGUAAAAAAUGUCAUGACCACUUUUGAUAAAGUUGCGGAAGAUGAUCGUUUUCGUUUUUUUGGAAAUGUUCCUAUUGGCACCCAAUUUGCAAAAGGAAUUGGUAUAAAGGAAUUACAGGAAAAUUUCGAUGCUGUGCUUCUUUCUUAUGGUGCAAGCGAAGAUAGAAAACUGGGAAUUCCUGGCGAAGAUGCUUACGGAGUUGAGUCAGCCCGAAGUUUUGUUAGUUGGUACAAUGGGCAUCCUAACUAUUGUGACCUUCAAAUACCUCCAUUAGAUGAUACAGAUACUGCAGUUGUUAUUGGUCAAGGCAAUGUAGCACUUGAUAUUGCUCGUAUUUUAUUAAGCCCAAUAGAUGUCUUGCGUAAAACAGAUAUUACAGAAUAUGCAUUAGAAGCCUUGUCCAAGAGUAAGAUUAAACAUGUACAUGUAGUAGGUCGUAGAGGUCCUGUACAGGUUUCAUUUACUUCAAAAGAAUUAAGAGAGCAAAUGGCAUUGCCUGGAGUUGAAUUUCAUGCUGAUAUGGACUUAAUAAAGAAAGAAAUUACUGAUUCUCAAGCAUUUAUUAGUAAGAAUAGGCCUUUAAAACGUCUUUUGAGUUUGUUAGAAAAGGGUUCACCUACAAAACAAGGGGAUAAAUCGUGGACGGCUAAGUUUUUACGUAGUCCAAUUGAAGUAUUGACAAAUGGUCAAAAGGCUUGUGGAAUUAAAUAUGAACUAAAUCGACUAGAGGGACCUUUAGAACAACGAAAGGCAAUAGGCACGGGCGAAUAUGAGACACAAGAAUGCGGAGUCAUUUUGACAAGUAUUGGCUAUAAAAGUAUUCCUAUUGAUGAUAGUAUCCCAUUUGAUAAACGUCAAGGUCGUAUACCAAAUCGUUACGGGAAAAUGAUGAAGGAUGGUGAAGAAGUAUCAGGUAUGUAUACAGCAGGUUGGCUUAAGAGAGGACCUACAGGUGUUAUUGUAUCUACUAUGACCGAUGCCUAUGAGACUGCUGAUACCAUUGUAGAUGAUUUAAAGAAUGGAAAGGAAAUGCUUGAUCGAGGUGAAUCCAAAGCAGGAGCUGAAGGUUUAAAGAAAUUGAUGGAAAAAAGAAAUAUUCGACCUGUUAAUUAUCAGGAUUGGAAGAAAAUUGAGGCUGCAGAAUUUGCUAUUGGAGAGAAAAUGGGUAAGCCUCGUGAAAAGUUCUGUAAGAUUAAAGAUAUGUUAGAUGUUCUAUAGAUUCAAUUAUUAUACUAUUUAUUCCAUCUUUAUGUCAUAUAAUUCAGUUAAUACAUUAUUAUUAUACAUCUUUAACAGUAAAUAAUCCUUUUAUUAAAGAUAUUGAUUAAAUAAUCUAUUACCUACACUAUUCUGAGGCAAAAAAAAAAAAGUGUCUAUAUUUUAACUCAAACUAAUUUUUAUUUACAAUUCACAUGUUCAUAAAUAAAAAAAUGUAUACGUAAUAUGUUUAAAUUGAUUGGAUAAAAAUAUUUACUCCUUGAAUGAAUUUACUCCUUAAAAAAGGGAAAAAAAAAAGAUAUAAAAAGGGGGUCAAAAAAUUGUAAAAUUCCCUUUUUUUUUUUCUUUUUUUCUUUAUGAUCAUCAACCGGCUAUUCCACGGCCGUGAAAUGGCUGGGCCUGAUCAGCCUGGAGUGUCUCUUCAGUU